CAGUGUGUGCAUUGUCCGACGCAUAAUAUCCAAUAGAAAAAUUCGUUUUCAGCACACGUUGUUAGUUAACUUUAGCGCAUAUUUUUCAUGGACAUCAGAAUUAAAGUUGGUAUUGCAUCUGUUAUCUAGCGUGCAGCGGUUAUAUUUCUACGUUGAUUAUUUUGGAUUAUUCGUUCAAAUAACACAUGCAUACCGAAUCGAAAGUUGUGCUCUAAAGACAAAAAUUUAAUGAUUAAGAGGAAGAUGGUAAAUUCUGAUAUUAUUGCUGAUUUCGCUGUAGAUUGUUGAAAUAGCUAUCUAUGUCGGAAUCUUGUACUUGUGCGUGUGAGCUGUGACUGCGUGAGGUUAAUCAAAGCAACUCAUAUUUGCCGAAUAGUAACCGGCAUAAAUAAUAAAUAUACGUGUUAUACGUAAAAAUAAGAUGAAUACGCCGCAAUCUAAUAAAAAGAAAGGCAGGAGUAGAAUAGGUAUAUCCAACGAAAGUGCAAGUCCUACGAAUACUGAGACACUCAGCACCCAAGAAUCAGCAAAAUUUGUUUUGGUUAAUCCUAUAGGAGAAGAUGGAAACAAAUCAGUUAAAUUGGCUAUCUCCGAUGCCAUUCCUAUUAUUUCUAUGGACACAAGUAUGUUUGAUGAGAAAACUAUAGCACAGAAGAAUAAUGCAGCAGCAUCGGAAAAAGAGAAAGAAGACAAGAAUGUCCUUAGCACUUUGCCUGUUGCUACAGUUAAAGAAAUUGAAGGCUAUGAAAAUCAAUUAGGAGAGGCUGACGCACUUCCAAAUUCUUAUAUUAGAUUUAUGGAACGCAGCGGUGAAGAGCUAGAUGGAGAAGUAGAAUAUGAUUUAGAUGAGGAAGAUACUGCUUGGCUUUCCAUAGUCAAUGAAAGAAGACUAGCAUCUGGAUUAACACCCCCAUUGGAACCUGACAUAUUUGAAUUAUUGAUGGACAGACUGGAAAAAGAGUCAUAUUUUCAGCAACAAAGCAAUGGCGGAGGUGGUGUUGCUGCGGAUGAAGAUGCUGUCUGUUGCAUCUGCAUGGAUGGAGAAUGUCAGAAUAGCAAUGCAAUCUUGUUUUGUGAUAUGUGCAACCUCGCUGUCCAUCAAGAUUGCUACGGUGUACCGUAUAUACCCGAAGGACAAUGGUUGUGUAGAAGGUGUUUGCAGAGUCCAUCCAGGGCUGUGGAUUGUGUUUUAUGUCCAAACAGAGGCGGUGCAUUCAAACAGACUGAUCGUCCUGCAACAUGGGCGCACGUAGUAUGCGCUCUAUGGAUACCAGAAGUAAGAUUUGCCAACACUGUGUUUCUGGAACCCAUCGACAGUAUAGAAAGUAUUCCGCAAGCUCGUUGGAGACUCGCGUGCUGCGUAUGCAAACGCAGAGGAGUAGGUGCGUGCAUUCAGUGUCACAAGAGCAAUUGCUACGCAGCAUUCCACGUGACUUGUGCCCAGCAAGCUGGCUUAUGCAUGCGCAUGAGAACAGUGCAGCCCGCUAACGGCGAACCAAUGCUGGUGCAAAAGACUGCUUAUUGCGAGGCGCAUACACCUGUUGAUUAUCAGCCUUCCACGAAUCCUGUUGAUGCGAGAAGGAGAGCGAUAGCUAAUAAGAAAAGCUCAUCAGCGCCUGUUAUUUCUAUUCCUACCAUACCACCUGAAAGAAUCAGAGAAAUUGCUAAUUUAGCUGAAGGAAUACCAAAAAGGAGUCAAUUAAUACAACGUCUCAUUGCCUACUGGACAUUAAAGCGGCAAUACAGAAAUGGUGUUCCGCUUCUUAGGAGAUUACAAAGUUCGCACCCGCAAUCCAGACCACCUCCACUCGGAGAAGCCUCCUCACCGACACACGACAGCGAAGUCCGGGAAGAAUUGUACCAUCAGCUUAAAUAUUGGCAAUGCUUACGUCAAGACUUGGAACGUGCACGUUUACUAUGCGAAUUAGUGCGAAAACGUGAAAAAUUAAAGAAAGAAUUUAUCAAAGUGAAAGAAAAAUGCUUAUGGUUUGAAUUGCGACCACUGGAGAGUGUUUUACACACAUUAUUAGAAGCCAUAAAAGCGAAAGAUGUAAACGACGUAUUUGGGCAACCGGUGAAUAUCAAAGAAGUUCCGGAUUAUCUUGAAAUAGUGACGCAUCCUAUGGAUCUCUCCACUAUGCAGGGGAAACUAGAAAAACAGGAAUAUGACUCCAUUACAGCUUUUGAGACUGACUUUAAUCUGAUGGUGAACAAUUGCCUAGCAUAUAAUCGCAAAGAUACCAUGUUCUAUCGGGCGGGGGUGAAAAUGAAAGAGCAGGGUGGAGCCUUAAUAGAGCAGGUCCGUAAAGACUAUCCUGAACUCGAUCCAAUCGUCGAAGCCGAACAGACCAGUUCUAAAUCUAGAAAAAGAGAAAGAGUUAAUCGUAGUCGCGUGGAAGCGGAGUCGCAAUCUAAUGAGAAGGAGGUCGGCGGAGGUGGUGUAAAUCGGAGAACGGCGGUAUUGUUCACGCGUAAAGCUAAAGCGCGUAAUGCUCGAAGCGGCCAAAUGUUUCCUUCGGAAGAUGACAAAAAGAAACAAAGUGAUAGUUUUAAAGUAUAUAGGAGUGGAACAAUGGAUAGUGAUGCAGGUGAGGCAGAAAGCCAAUCAUCAAGCUGCAGCAGCUGCCCUACGAGUAGAUCCACCACUCCUGAUCUAGAAGACGAGAAGCAACGACAAGAGGUCGUCGAUACAAAGAAAGAAAGUGAAAGUAAACAAACGAAUGCUAGUAGCGGCUUGGAAGCCUUGCAACUUGUAUGGGCUAAAUGUCGUGGAUAUCCUUGGUAUCCAGCUCUCAUCAUUGAUCCGAACACACCGCGAGGUACCGUAUAUAAAGGAGUACCGAUCCCAGCACCGCCUGAUGAUGUUCUGGCACUCGCAGACAAUUACAAAGAGCCGGUCUUCCUCGUUCUUUUCUUCGACACGAAGCGCACAUGGCAAUGGUUGCCCGGUGAAAAAUUAGAGAAACUUGGAGUAUCACAGGAAGUGGACGAAGCGAAAUUGAUCGAAUCGCGUAAACCUGCGGACAGAAAGGCUGUGAAGAGAGCAUACCAAGAAGCUUUACUACAUCGCAAACAAACACAUAAUUCUGCGUUAGAGAGUUCAAGUAACACAUAAAUUAUACACGUAAUUAUAUAGAUAUAGUAAGUAAUAGAACUAGAGUAUUGAAGCUACAAAAAGAUCCUAUAUAACGUAUACAUUGUUUCUUUAAUAAAUAUUUUAUUAAAUAUUUAUUAAAAUAUAAG
This is a messenger RNA of Linepithema humile (Argentine ant), 3243 nucleotides long. It is a transcript of the gene Br140, whose product is annotated as bromodomain-containing protein 140. The record is from RefSeq and is a predicted model, not a curated record. Gene Ontology annotation, biological process: regulation of transcription by RNA polymerase II. Gene Ontology annotation, cellular component: MOZ/MORF histone acetyltransferase complex. Gene Ontology annotation, molecular function: protein binding. Lineage: Eukaryota; Metazoa; Arthropoda; Insecta; Hymenoptera; Formicidae.